AUUGUUUACAUGAUUGUGAUUGUUUGUGUGCAUCACUGUGACAAAUUAAUACACUCAAAUAUAGUUAAUAAAAUAGCACAUUUGUAAUAGAAAUAUUAUUAUCCCUUGCAAAAAAAAAUUGAACCAUUUUUUAUAUUUUUUCGCAUUUUUGACCAAAACAUUCCUUGCUUGUUUAAGUAUAUCGUCCAUUGCUGCUAGCAUGUCUUCUCAAGCCUUUAGACCUAGAAAAACUUCUUCACCUAGUUAUCCUACACCAGCUCAAAGCCAUUCCGGUUCUUCUGAGGUUGGUUCUCCUUCGGAUGGUAUAGCUCGUCAAAGAAUGUCAAAGAAGGAUGAGGCGAUUCGAAAAAAAGUUGAACAUGAAUUAAACAAGAAAAAUCGGACAAAAAGCACAUCGUUAAAUAACCGCGGAAAGCCACAACGACAGGUUCCGGGAGCUAAAGGGACUGUUGCAUCACUUAAUCCAUCACAGGCGCUAACCGUUAGAGAAAGCGCGUUGGUUGUGGAAGCAUCACAGCUUAUGGCAGCUAAGCGUGCUGACUGUGUGCUUGUUAUAGAUAGCGAAGAACAUUUGUCCGGAAUUUUUACUGCUAAAGAUUUAGCUUUCCGAGUAGUUGGGGAUGGUUUAGACGCAAGAACUACAACUGUAGCAACGAUCAUGACGAGGAAUCCGAUGUGUGUAAAGAAUGAUACUUCAGCAACAGAUGCUCUUAACACAAUGGUUGCGCGCGGUUUUCGCCAUCUUCCUGUAUGUAACGAAGAAGGUGACGUUGUAGGAUUACUCGACAUUACCAAAUGUCUUUACGAAGCAUUAGAUAAAAUGGAGCGAGCAUACGGCUCAUCCAAGAAAUUAUAUGAUGCUCUUGAAGGUGUUGAAAGAGAAUGGUCAACAAAUCAACCUACACAGAUCCUUCAAUACAUGGAUAUGCUGCGUGAAAAGAUGGCUUGCCCAGAUCUUUCGUCCGUUUUGGAUGGCUCAAUGCCAGCCGAAGUUGGCGUUAAAACAUCAGUGAGAGAUGCUGCUAGAUUAAUGAGAGAGUAUCGAACAACAGCAGUAUUAGUCAUGGAACAUCAUUCGAUUGCUGGUAUUUUUACCAGUAAAGAUAUUGUAUUGAGAGUUAUAGCAGCUGGUUUAGAUCCUUCAACAUGCAGCGUAAUCAGAGUUAUGACACCACACCCUGAUACCGCACCGCCACAGACAAGUAUUCUAGAUGCAUUGAAAAAGAUGUAUGACGGCCACUAUUUAAAUUUACCGGUUGUUGAUGGCGGCAGCAUUUUAGGGAUGGUUGACGUAUUGAAAUUGACAUAUGCAACAAUGGAACAGAUGUAUUCCAUGCAAAAUCAAGAAAAUGGUAAUGACGGAGGUGGUCCGAUGUGGAAUAAGUUUUGGAAUUCUUUGGCUAAUGAUGGUGAUAAUGAAUCUACGGUAUCAGAUUCGAUUGCUCCAUCUCAGAGUGUUUCGAAUAUUCCACCACCAUCACCAAAUUCAAGAACGCGUGGAAGCGGUAAUAUCUCUCCAAUUCCCGAAAUUCACCCAAGUGAAUCAGCUUCAGCAAUUGACGAUGGAUCUAUGGCGUCAUUUCCACGAGGCCAUGAUGAAAACUUCUUUACUUUUAAAUUCAAAGCACCCAACGGUAAAUCACAUCGUUUUACCGUUGAUUAUACAAGUUUUGAACAUAUUCGAGCUACAGUAGCUUCCAAACUUCCCUCCAACGUCCGAGAUUUCACAAUCUAUUAUGUAGAUGAAGACGAUGAUCAUGUUUCAAUGUCAAAUGACGAUGAUGUUAUUGAUGCCGUAAGGAUCGCACAACGGCAGGGUAUGAGUCGUGUUAUUUUACAUAUUCAAGAAAUUGAAAAGAAAUCAUUAAGAUCUUAUGAUUAUGAAGAUGAUGAUGAUUCAGAUGAUAUCCUUGAAAAGAGAAGACGUAGAAAACGCGGCAAGCAUGCACCCGAUUAUAAUUUACCUAUUCCACAUGAUUUAUUGUUACCUGGAGCUGUUCUUACACUUGCAAUAGCUAUUAUAGGAGUGUUUGCAUUAUCUCGAUCCAAAUAAUUGGCCUUGUUACUCAUACUUGCAAUGCUCAUGUGUUUAGUUUAGUAUGUAAUUAGCUAUACAGUUCCUGCUAAUUAAUGAAAUUAACGGUGAUUUGGAGAUCAGUAAGUGCUGCUUAUAAAAAAUGAAUAUGUGAAGUGUUUAUUUCCUUCCAUAUAAAUUUUAAGCAUUACAUUUGUAGGUAUAAAAUUCAUGCGUUCUUAAAACGCGUGUUUAUUAAUUGGACACUUAGUAAGAUUAAAAGACAUUUUAAAAGUUUCUAAUAACUUAAUAUAUAUAUGUUUUAAAAUUUUGCAAACUCAUUCCUUUAUUUGCUUCUUAGCAUGCAUUUUCUCUUAACUAUAUUAAGCCACAUUAAAAUAGAGCAUUAUUCCUUUGCAAACAUCUUUUUAAUUUACCCCUUUACAAUACAACUUUAUUUUUGUUUUUUCUU
Molecule: messenger RNA, 2486 nt
Organism: Rhizophagus irregularis DAOM 181602=DAOM 197198
Lineage: Eukaryota; Fungi; Glomeromycota; Glomeromycetes; Glomerales; Glomeraceae
Source: RefSeq, a predicted model, not a curated record